UCAUAAUAAUGUUGAGUCAACGAGCCCAAACGUCGAUGAAGAUGAUGAGUUAGUGGGUAUGAAAAACGACACCGUAUCAGUUAUCGAUAACAAUAAUAAUUGUUAAUUAUUAGUAUAAUAACAAACACUGCGACGGUCGUGGCCGUGGGAAGCACUAACGCCAGGCGAACCUUCUCAAAAGGGUCAACGGUCAACGGACAAACUCCCUCCAAUCAAAUAAUAGAAAUUUUAACAAUAAAAAUAAUUAAUAAUUAAAAAUAAUAAUAACGAAAAAGAAAAAGAAAAAAAAAAACUGAAGGUUAGUAAGAAUUGGAGAAUAGUUCUCCUUCAUUUUCGGUCCAUGACUGUUCUCUCGAUCCAUCAUCGUUCCUUUUCUUCCAAAAUCAAAUCCAUUUUCUUUGUUUUUCAAAACAGAGAGAGAGAGAGAUUGAGAUUGAUUUUCAGUGAAAAAAAAAGAAAACAAACUCAUACUUGAUCAUGGAAAAGUCGACGAGUAAUUCAAAAGAUGGGAAUGUGGGCACUCCCAAACACGGCCAUGAAAACACUGAUCCCAAAUCUGAAUCUCAGCUCGCCGGAGAUAGUAAGACGGAGGAGAAGGACAAUGUUAAUAAUAAUGGCGAGGAAAACCCUGCUACCAGCUGCGACUCCCAUGCCAACCUCGUUCAGAUUCUGGAAGAGAUUGAUCGAUUCCUUCAGAGUUUGAUCCAGUCAGAUGUGCCGGGGGAAGCUCCAAACUCGGUGGAGCUACUCUGUAAAAUGACGGAAUCCAUGAUCGAUAAAUAUAACGACGGACAGAGCAUUCUGAUAAAAUUCGGUAAAGACCCAGAAAACGACUCGUCGUUUUUGGACGCUUUGAGUCGAGUAUCCAAGCUUUCGAAUGAGUUGGGGAAAUACCCUGUUUUCAAUGCUAGCGUUAACAGAGCAAGCUAUGUUCUUCAGAGAGCAAUGUCGUUUUUGGAAGAAGAGUUUCGUGCUCUUCUCGAGGAUUCAAAAAACGACAACAAUAGUAAGGAUUCAUCAUCAUCAUCAACCGAUCACAAAUCCAAUGACAAGACUUCGAAACAAUCGUCGUUUAACAACAACAAUCAUGAAUAUUCCGAUCGUUGUGUUAUAGGUGGUGAGUCCGAUCAAAAACAAUCUGAUCAGGCUGCAAAGGAAGAGUUUCCUGGCUUCUCUCAAGAAACGGUUUCCAAACUAAACUUGAUCGCUAAUACCAUGAUCUCAGCCGGAUACGACACCGAGUGUUCUAUGGCUUAUAGUAUCUCUCGGCGAUCUGCGUUCAAAACCGCGCUCGAGAAACUUGGCUACGACAGCAUCAGCAUCGACGACGUACAACGCAUGCAAUGGGAAUCACUCGAAGGAGAAAUCGCCACGUGGAUCACGAUCGUCAAGCAAUGCACCGCCGUACUCUUCCCUAACGAGAUGAAGCUCAGUGACUCCGUCUUUUCCGACCACCCUUCCAUCUCCCAGAGCCUCUUCAGCAACAUGGCGCGCGCGUUUGUCGUCAAGAUUCUCGAUUUCGCCGAGGCUGUGGUUCUAACCAAGCGCUCCGCCGAGAAACUCUUUAAGUUCCUCGACAUGUACGAGACCCUCCGUGAUCUGAUUCCAGUAAUCGGUGGAGACUCCUACCCGCCGGAGAUUUCGAAAGAGAUGACUACGGAGGCUACGACGGCCAAGACCCGGCUGGGGGAAGCUGCAGUUAGCAUCUUCUGUGACCUUGAAAACUCGAUCAAGAGCGAUAAUGGAAGAACUCCCGUCCCGAGUGGUGCAGUUCACCCCUUGACUCGGUACGUUAUGAAUUACCUCAAAUACGCAUGUGAGUAUAAGGACACGUUGGAACAGGUUUUCCGGCAAUGCCAGAAAGUAGACGACGAUCAAAGUGAUCAUCACGUUGAACCUAACGUUCAUCAGUGGGCUCAGGACGAUCAAUCAGGGGAGUCCCAAACGUCGCCGUUUUCGAAACAGCUGAUGUCGAUGAUGGAUCUGUUGGACUCGAAUCUGGAGAUGAAGUCGAAGCUGUACAGAGACCCAUCACUGAGCUACGUGUUCCUGAUGAACAACGGGAGAUACAUCGUUCAAAAGAUCAAAGGGUCGAAUGAGAUCCACCAACUGAUGGGAGAUACAUGGUGCCGGAAGAGGUCGUCGGAUCUGAGGCAAUACCACAAGAACUACCAGCGUGAGACGUGGGGAAAGGCACUGCAGUGCUUAGGACACGAGGGUCUUCAGGUGAACGGGAAGGUGUCGAAGCCGGUGCUGAAGGAGAGGUUCAAGAGUUUCAACGCCAUGUUCGACGAGAUACACAAGACACAGUCAACGUGGGUGGUGAGUGACGACCAGCUUCAGUCUGAGCUCCGAGUUUCGAUAUCGGCGGUGAUGAUACCGGCGUACAGGUCGUUCUUGGGGAGGUUUAAGCAGUAUUUGGAUGCCGGAAGACAAACAGAGAAGUACAUUAAGUAUCAACCUGAAGAUAUUGAGACAUUUAUUGAUGAACUGUUCGAUGGGAAUGCUGCGUCUAUGGCUAGGAGAAGAACAUGAUGAAGAUGAAGAUGACGAUCAUAGCUCAUAAUAUGUGUUCGGUUGGUCCCAUGACAAGACAAGGUUAUUAUUAUUACUUCGAUCGAUCGGUUCUCGAAUAAACAAACCGGAUUGAAACAAUGAAUCUCUUUUGUUUUUUAAUUUUUAAUUUUAUUUUUUUAAUAUAUAUUUUUUUAUUUCUCUUUGUAUAGCUUGUAUCGUCCUUUUAAGGCAUGCAUGCAUCAAAUGAUAAUCAUCAAUAUGUAAAAUUGUAUUUCAAUUGGA
This is a messenger RNA of Humulus lupulus (European hop), 2799 nucleotides long. RefSeq names its product exocyst complex component EXO70C1. Gene Ontology annotation, molecular function: phosphatidylinositol-4,5-bisphosphate binding. Gene Ontology annotation, cellular component: exocyst. The record is from RefSeq and is a predicted model, not a curated record. The transcript has a single exon. Lineage: Eukaryota; Viridiplantae; Streptophyta; Magnoliopsida; Rosales; Cannabaceae. Gene Ontology annotation, biological process: exocytosis. Bases 478 to 2535 code for a protein of 685 amino acids.